Clupea harengus (Atlantic herring) is the source of this 752-nucleotide messenger RNA. RefSeq names its product ankyrin repeat domain 31 (gene ankrd31). NCBI's taxonomy places the organism in Eukaryota, Metazoa, Chordata, Actinopteri, Clupeiformes, Clupeidae. The record is from RefSeq and is a predicted model, not a curated record. The transcript has 5 exons. The coding region runs from base 60 to 746 and encodes 228 amino acids.
AAGCAGGACAUUGUCUCAAGACAAAUGUGUGUCACGUUACAAAUCGUUCAUUGUUCGGUAUGAUAUGUGAGGUGUUGUUUUACUGUCUAAUUCUAACAGGGAGAGCAAGGACAACAGCUUACUGUAAAGCGUUAAAGAGCCUCACCCAAAGUGAGGUACAGUUUGCCCAAAGGGAAGAGGCCAAUGACAUCCACGGGGAGGUACCAGCACCUUCAACGCGUCAUAGAGCUUCUAAAAGAGCACCAAGCGAAAGCGAGACCAGACUGAGACCGAAAAAGAGAAGGAUGUUGCAACUCAGUCAGAUCCACAGGAGGAACCGUUUUGGAGAGACAAAAGUGCAUGAAGCAGUGUUGAAUGGGAACGAGCAAGAAGUCAGAGACAUGAUCCAGUUGGGGGCCUCCGUCAACAUCCCUGAUUAUGCAGGUUGGACUCCUCUUCACGAAGCUGUGCUCACAAAACAAGUGACCAUAAUGAAACACUUACUCAGAGGAGGAGCCGUGGUCAAUUGCUCUGCCCACAAUGGAGACACUCCACUACACGACGCUGCAGGCCUUGGAGACUAUCAGAUGGCUAAUCUGCUUCUAAAACAUGGCGCUGACCCACUGCUGAAAAAUGCUCUGGGAAUGGCACCCGUAGACGUGGUGACAAAUACAUCUGUUGCAAAACUGCUGGAAAACGUUUUGCCCCAAAGCGAAAAGGGACAACUGUUAGGUGAGAAUUUUUUUUUCCAUGCUGACACCUUUUGAGGAAAC